Molecule: messenger RNA, 3420 nt
Organism: Amoebophrya sp. A120
Lineage: Eukaryota; Dinophyceae; Syndiniales; Amoebophryaceae
Source: the annotation of a GenBank genome assembly
ACCCUGCAGCAAAGAAAGAUAGAUUCUAUUAAAGCAGAAGCUAUUCUGAAGCGAAGGCCAGCCUUACUUUAGGUUUGCGUUUCUCUACCAUCAGGAGUAAUUUUCCGGUCCUGCAACUGUAUCUGCAUCUACUUGAGUAAGUAUAAACUUGUUCGUACUGCUUGGUACUGGUAACACUGUCUAGGUCUUGGUCUACUUACGUAAUUAUAAAGUUGGUUAAGCUACAGAAAAUCAUCAUCAUGACGGACUUUGUGACAUGGGAAAAGAAGGCUAAAAACCUGGUAUGAGAGUGCACAACACCCCCUCCUUGUCGCCCUCAUUUAAAGGGUGCGCAGCCCCGGGAGAAAUCGAAAUUGUGGCUUCCGCAUGGACAUGUGAAUUGUAGCAUUUUUUUCUGCUUCGGCUUCAAAAAUUGCGACGCGAACAGUUGUGCUCAAAGACAAGGUACAUUUGGUAUUUUGCAUCACAAUGAAUGAGGGGGGAGCUGGGGUGCACCCUCAUACCUGGUCGACGAGUGCGAGAAGCAGGAGGAGGCGGAGAAAGACGCGAGCAACAAAGACCUGGGCAUCGACCCCGACCGGGUGGAGGGACCGCCGGUGGCCGCGGCGAGGCAGCAAUUGCAUUAUGCAUUGCAAAUCUUCAAGUAAGUAUCGUAUUGCGUACAUAUUGCAUAUACAAAUUCUUUUUCUUUCAGCAUGAACGAGAGUAGAGGUUGUGGUCAUGUUAGUCUACCUUGGGAAGGAGCUGAUUUGUCAUGCAUGUCCGCAAAAAGAUAGAGGGAUUACGAUAUUUUUGCAGUGGAUACGCAGGAGCUGAAGACGAUUUCGGAGGACCGCCGGAACUUGAUCGGGAAGAUCACCAACAAGGAAAUCACGCUUUCAAAUGUUGUGGCGAACAAAAUCCAGUCUAGUAGGACGACGCCGAACAGCACGACGGAAGAUGCUGUUCUUGAAGGAACAUCUUCUAUUGCUGCCAGUGCAGAAGCGGCUGCCCCAGGAGCUGCAGCAUCAACAUCGACCACCAACGUCGACGUCUCCUCUUCAUCCACCACGACCACUACUGGUGCAAGAACGGCGAGUAAUCCUACUUCGCAAAACAACCCCGCCCGCGGCUCGUCCUCUUCGUCCCUAGAUCCUGAAACGGCCCGCCUGGUUGAUUCCACGUUUCUGGAGAAGCCGGGCUACAUUGAAGUCCAGGCGGUCGAGAAGGGCGUGCGGAUCGAAAACGCGAAGGACAGCACGAUCCGGUUCAAGGGCAAAGUGUGGAAAAUUUUCGUGGCCAACUGCGAAAACUGCCGCAUCGAGGUGGACGCGGAAGUGUCUACGUCCAGCUCCGAGGUGUACAACAGCAAAGACUGCGUCCUCUACUACCGCUGCGCGAUGGAAUCCGUGCAGGUGGACGCGUGUCAGCGCGUGCAGUGCUACUGGAGCGAAGAGGCGUUUUUCAAGUACGUCGUCAGCCACGCGUGCGCGGACUUGGAGUACUACUUCGACGACAAACUGCAGGAAGUAGUGGUGGUGGACGACGAGGACGAGGUGGAUCGUGGCAUAAACACUAGUAGUGCAUCAACAACAGCCGAGGGGGCAUCCGCAUCCGCAUCACAAGACAAAGACCCCAAGAUGCAAGUGCAAUACCUGACCGCGGUAGAACCAAAAACGAAGAAACUCGUGACGAUGCCGGUGCAGCGCGACGCGGAAAAGGAAUUCCCGGUUUUCUUUGGCGGCGACCAACAGAUGCAAGCGGGCGCUGGCGGCGCCGGGGGCGGUGUGCGACCAGCAACGGGCGAAGUCGGCGGAGGUACUAGCAAUGGGCAUUUGCACUUCUCUGGUGGUGCUUCGAAUGGAACCACAACUCCUGAGGCAAAUCGUGCCGCAGCGCUGAGAAAGAAGGAGGAGGGGAUAUCAAAUGCAAAAAUGUCUGGGGCUGGAAGAAUGCAGGAGUUUGUCAUGCAGAUUUUGCAUGACCCAUGAGGUCUUUGAUGCAUGACCUAGCAUCAGAGAUUUUGCGAGGGCUUUCUGAUGCUCAUACCGCAUGAGAAACGCCCUCUCCGCGUAGCACAAAUUACACCUCUUUUGCUUUUCAUGCAAUACAGAUUUUAUGUAGAUUCCAAAAGUAGCAUCACAAGUCGUAUCCUUCCAGACCCAGCCACUUUUGCAAUCCAUAGAGGAACGCGGCUUUCAAAACGAGCGACUUCAUGCAGGCAGCGGCCUUUUACACACUUUCGCUUGAGGUACAUAGAGUACUGCUCGUAUAGACAUGAUACAUCCUUCCAUGGCUCCUUAUGAGCGAAUGAGUAAAGAAAAAGAAGUACUUAGUAAUCUUGGUAGUUUGAUGUGAAGUGCAUCGGGUUUGGAACACUGCACACUAUGUUGUAUAACUGCAAACUGACCCACCCAACACCAACGUAAAAUCAAAAUGACAGGCCUACCCCGACCCGGUCGUGUUGGCCAACCGGGCUCAGUGCUGGUUGAAAACGGGGGAAUUCGGGAAAGCCAUCAAGGUAUCAAUUGCAAAAGUGUCUGGGUCUGGGAGAUUCUGAAACCUGUUAUGCACGUUUUGCAUGAGCCAUGAUGUCUGUGAUGCAUGCCGUAGCAUCACAGAUUUUUCGAGGGCUUCUUGAUGCCUAUUUCGCAUGACAAAUACCGUAUCCGCGUAGCAAAAAUUACACUCACUUUGCUACUCAUGCAAUACAAAUUUUUUUGGAAUCCAAAUGCAGCAUCACAAGUUGCAUUCUUCCAGACCCAGACACUUUUGCAUUUGAUACAAGGACUGCGAAGAGGCCAUCACGCUGGACGAGGGCAACCCGAAGGCGUGGUUCCGGCAGGGGAUGGCGCGGCACGGGUUGGCCACCGGCUUGGAGAAGGACAAAACCGCGGAGGCCAAAUCCUCGGCGGAACGGGAGUAUCCUGUGCAAAAGUAUCGUACUCGUAGUAAUUGCGUUUAUGCAUUACAAAUAUCUUUCUCAACGGUAAAUCAGCAUUACAAAUUCAAUUUGUAAUGCUGGGCUAAUUUGCAAUGCAAUUUAUCUUAGCACGAUGCUUUUGCAUUGCAUAGAGAGUUCAAGCUGGCCUUGGACUGCCUCGGCAAGGCGGAAAAACUGGACCCAAAGAACAAACAAAUCACCGACGCGAUCGGCAUGGUCAGCCUUAAAAUGAGGAGACAACUUGCAGCGUAAGUAAGCUUCACCCUCGGGGGCUGCUGCAGUCGAAGCACAACUGCUCCGCGUCGUCCAAGGGAGUUGUGAUGAAGCUGCUCAAGUUUAGUUUUAUUUCACGACGCGUUCACGUAGAAGUACCAAGUAUAUCAGGCGAGCGACUGUUGAACCUCUCUUCUCGGGUCGUAUUGAGAAGCAGGAGUGCUAUGAAAGAAAGUACUCUGUAGUACCAACUUAAGCUUAACUAGUAUCGCGAAAAUAAGCAC